GAACAAUGUGAGGUUUCUGAUCCCUCCAACUACUCAAACUUUUUUCAUCCACAAUUAGUAGCAAUUAUAAUCAAAUCAGCAGAAAAAUUUUCAAAUAUAAGUGGUCCUGCUUCAAAUUAAAGACCCAGAAAACCACCUACCCCUCAUUAAACUUGGUGUACAGUGUACUAUAUAUAUAGGGGUGGGUGAGGAGUGGAAGAAAUUAACAAAAAUGGCAGUAGGAAAUGGAGGUGAGGUAUGGAAAGCCCAUGGUGCAAUGGUUUUGGUGCAGCUUUUCAAUGGUGUUUACCAUGUGAUUACCACAGUGGCUCUCAAAGUGGGCAUGAAUGAAAUUGUCUUCUGUUUGUAUAGAGACCUUCUUGCUAUAUCUAUUCUUGCCUCAAUUGCCUAUUUCCGUGAAAAGAGGUUGAGGGUUCCUCUGAAUAAACAGCUUCUACUGUCAUUCUUCAUUUUAGGAUUGACUGGUAUUUACGGUAACCAACUCUUGUUCCUUGUUGGUCUUGGCAACACAAAUCCGACUUAUGCUGCUGCUUUGCAACCUGCAAUACCAGUCUUCACAUUCAUACUUGCUGUACUUUUGGGUACAGAAACUGUGAAAUUCUUUACUGUGGAAGGUCAGGCAAAAGUUGGAGGUACCAUUGUUUGUGUUUCUGGGGCAAUUUUAAUGGCCUUAUUCCGCGGUCCAGCGAUGUUUGGAGGCGGCACAUCAAUCUUCACAGCACAAAUUGAGAUAAGUUCUAAGGGUCAACCAGAGCCUGCUGGAUGGCUAAUGUCUAGUUUUCUGGAGCUUGGACUUGAUAAGUGGCACCUCGGUGUUUUAUGCUUAAUAGGGAACUGUAUAUGCAUGGCAGCAUACUUGGCUCUUCAGGCUCCAGUUUUGGAAAAAUACCCAGCAAGCAUAUCAUUGACAGCAUAUUCUUACUCUUUUGGCGUUCUAUUAAUGAUAGGGACGUCAUUCUUUGCGACUGAUGGAUCAACAAACUGGUAUUUGACACCAUCUGAAGUUGUUGCUGUGUUCUAUGCUGGAAUUGUUGCAUCAGCGCUGAACUACGGACUUAUGACAUGGUGCAAUAAGGUUCUUGGCCCUUCUUUAGUUGCUUUAUACAAUCCACUUCAACCUGCUGCAUCAGCAAUUUUGUCUAGUAUUUUUCUUGGGAGCGCUAUUUAUCUGGGAAGCAUUUUGGGAGGAGUUCUCAUUAUAGUUGGGCUUUAUUUAGUAACUUGGGCAUCUUACAGAGAGAUGCUGACAGCCAAGGGAACUGUUCCUCAUGCGCCUCAGAUGACGGAUCCCCUAAUCCCAUAUCAGACAGGACACAUUACCUCUGUUCCUUCUUCCUCAGUGCCAUAGAUCACUGAUUAGAUAUUUCUGCAGAUAUCAUUUGCAUGUUCCU
This is a messenger RNA of Solanum verrucosum, 1391 nucleotides long. Its product is annotated as WAT1-related protein At4g19185-like. NCBI's taxonomy places the organism in Eukaryota, Viridiplantae, Streptophyta, Magnoliopsida, Solanales, Solanaceae. The transcript has 7 exons. Gene Ontology annotation, molecular function: transmembrane transporter activity. The record is from RefSeq and is a predicted model, not a curated record. The coding region runs from base 212 to 1348 and encodes 378 amino acids. Gene Ontology annotation, cellular component: plasma membrane.